GAUCAGCAUUAGUAGUUCUGCGUGAACGUUCCACCGAGAUGGCUGGCAAAAGAAGGCACGGCGAGUCCGGGAAGCGCAAAUCGGUGAAAAUUGCCCCGUCCAAGUCAAAAAUUUCAAACGACAGCGUCUAUCCGGAUUACUCCAAGUUCCAGGUUACCUAUCCCGUAGUUUGCCGCCAACGGUACCACCAGGACAAGGUACGCUACGACAAGCAGUUCCAGUACGAGCUGAAAAUGCUGGAACUUAUGCAAAAUUCCGCCUACGACUCGAUGCGUUUUCACAGGCACGUAGCCAUCACGACCUUGUGGCCUCCGUUGCACACCAAGAAGGAAAUUGAGUACGUUCUGGACAAGUUUUUCCGGCUGCCCGACAAGCAAACGCGCCGUCUGCGUGACAUCAUGAAUGCUCCCGUUUACUGAGAGGCCAAGGGACGUUCUUUCUAAGAUUGGUGCGGAAUAAAAUCACACUUUGUUGCAAUCGGUCUA
Molecule: messenger RNA, 485 nt
Organism: Culex pipiens pallens (northern house mosquito)
Lineage: Eukaryota; Metazoa; Arthropoda; Insecta; Diptera; Culicidae
Exons: 3
Coding region: 39-419 (126 amino acids)
Source: RefSeq, a predicted model, not a curated record